Molecule: messenger RNA, 1607 nt
Organism: Suncus etruscus (white-toothed pygmy shrew)
Lineage: Eukaryota; Metazoa; Chordata; Mammalia; Eulipotyphla; Soricidae
Gene: ADAP2
Product: ArfGAP with dual PH domains 2
Exons: 11
Coding region: 38-1183 (381 amino acids)
Biological process (GO): positive regulation of GTPase activity
Cellular component (GO): plasma membrane; intracellular membrane-bounded organelle
Molecular function (GO): GTPase activator activity; phosphatidylinositol bisphosphate binding
Source: RefSeq, a predicted model, not a curated record
GCUCGGGCCAUGGGCAGCAGCGGGCCGGGGGCCGGGCAUGGGCGACCGCGAGCGCAACAAGAAGCGGCUGCUGGAGCUACUGCAGGCGGCGGGCACCGGCAACGCGCACUGCGCCGAUUGCGGGGCGGCGGAUCCCGACUGGGCCUCUUACAAGCUGGGCGUCUUCAUCUGUCUGAACUGCUCCGGGGUCCACCGCAACUUCCCCGACGUCAGCAGAGUCAAAUCCGUGAGACUGGACUUCUGGGACGACAGUAUCGUGGAGUUUAUGACCCACAAUGGGAACCUGCGUGUGAAGGCCAAGUAUGAAGCCAGAGUUCCUGCUUUCUACUAUGUCCCCCAGGCCAGCGACUGCCUGGUCUUAAAGGAACAAUGGAUUCGAGCUAAGUAUGAGAGACAAGAGUUUAUGGCUGAUGGGGAAACUAUCUCGCCUCCAGGGAGCAGAGAAGGGUUCCUGUGGAAGCGAGGAAGGGACAAUGCACAGUUCCUGAAGAGGAGGUUUGUCCUCCUGGCCAGAGAGGGUCUUCUGAAGUACUACACCAAAGAGGAGGGGAAAGGCCCCAAAGCUGUCAUCAGCAUCAAGGACUUGAAUGCCACCUUCCAGACAGAGAAGAUUGGGAACCCCCACGGGCUGCAGAUCACCUACAGAAAAGAAGGCCACCUUCGGAACCUGUUUGUAUACCACGAAAGUGGCAAGGAGAUAGUGGACUGGUUCAAUGCCUUCCGUGCAGCUCGUCUGCAGUACCUGAAGGGGGCUUUUCCUGAGCUCCCUGAGUCUGAGCUCGUGCCUCUCAUCACCUGGAACUAUCUCAAACAAGGCUUUAUGGAAAAGACUGGUCCAAAGCAGAGAGAACCUUUCAAGAAAAGGUGGUUUGCCUUGGAUCCCCAGGAGCGCAGGCUGGUCUAUUACAAGCAUCCACUGGAUGCCUUUGAACAGGGCCAGGUAUUCUUGGGGAGCAAGGAGCAGGGGUAUGAAGUGCACGAGGACCUGCCCAAGGGCAUCCGGGGGAACCGUUGGAAAGCUGGGCUCACCGUGAUCACUCCUGAGCGCAGAUUUGUCCUCACCUGCCCCAGCGAGAAGGAGCAGCGCGAGUGGUUGGAGAGUUUCCGGGAUGUCCUCUCCCGCCCCUUGACACCCCUCAAUCUUCUCACAGCAUCCACAGAAAGUGCUGGCCAAAGCAGGUGACCCAUUGAGGCGAGUGCUGGCUACAAGACACCCCUAGUGCCAAUGGAAGGAAGAGAAGAAGUUGUCACUUUGACCCUGGUAUCCCUGAAGGAGUGCCCUAUGGUGGGCAGCCAACGCUGGCAGAGAUUGAAGCUUUGACUCUUCCCUGCUGUCUCACUGGGCCUCCUGCUACCCUUUCUUGGAGGUCUAGGGUCUGGUAUAUAUUCCUAAGUCCUAGGGAUAUAUCUUCUGAAGGACAGGCAUUGCUAUGUAAAGGCACCUACAGCAUCACACAAGUGGCAUGCUGCUUCCAAACAAAAAUUUUUAUUUCUUUUGGGGCCACACCCAACAGUGCUCACAUUCAGGAUUUACCUCUGAUGGUGCUCAGGAGACCAUAUGAGAUGCUGGAAAUUGAACCUGGGUUGGCUGUGUGCAAGACAAGUGC